Molecule: messenger RNA, 846 nt
Organism: Eremothecium cymbalariae DBVPG#7215
Lineage: Eukaryota; Fungi; Ascomycota; Saccharomycetes; Saccharomycetales; Saccharomycetaceae
Gene: RER2
Product: ditrans,polycis-polyprenyl diphosphate synthase
Exons: 1
Coding region: 1-846 (281 amino acids)
Cellular component (GO): membrane; endoplasmic reticulum; dehydrodolichyl diphosphate synthase complex
Molecular function (GO): ditrans,polycis-polyprenyl diphosphate synthase [(2E,6E)-farnesyl diphosphate specific] activity
Source: RefSeq, a predicted model, not a curated record
AUGUUCGAUUCAAAUACAAUACCCCUUAAUUCUCAAUUGCUGGAAUACCUUAAGAAUACGUUUUCCAGGACAAUAAGAGCAUCAGGUAAAGUUCCUCAACAUGUAGCGUUUAUUAUGGAUGGUAAUAGAAGGUAUGCAAGAAGACAUAAUAUAGAAGUAAGAGAGGGCCACAGUGCAGGCUUCGUGAGUAUGAACAAGGUUUUAGAGCUUUGUUAUGCUUCUGGUGUGAAAACGGCAACUGUUUUUGCCUUUUCAGUGGAAAAUUUCAAGAGAAGUGCAUUUGAGAUUAAUUCCUUGAUGGAAUUAGCUAAAGAGAGAGUUAUUCAAAUAACUGAGCAUGGAGAGCUUGCGUCGAAAUAUGGCAUUCGGAUUUGUAUUAUCGGAGACAGGUCAUUGUUGCCUACCGAUUUACAGGAAGAAAUGGAGAGAGCAGAGAAGAUUACUGAGAAAAAUACUAGAGCUGUGUUGAAUGUUUGUAUCCCAUAUACAGGAAGAGGGGAGAUUCUACACUCGAUAAAAAGCACCGUAGCAGAUGCCCAAAACGAUGGGUUGUUACAGGAUAACGAGGUAAACGAUACUGCGCUCGAUGCUCAUAUGUAUACAGCCCACUUACCUUCAUUAGAUUUGUUGAUCCGGACUAGUGGAGUCAGCAGAUUAAGCGAUUUUCUGCUAUGGCAAGUUUGCCAGAAGGGCGUAAUAAUAGAGUUGCUGGACUGUCUCUGGCCUGAAUUUGGACCCUUCACAAUGGCGUGGAUAUUGUUAAAGUUUGCAUUUAGAAAGUCUUUCGAGUCACAAGAUGACAGCGAUUUCGAUGAGGGAAAUGAUGAUGAUAAAAAGGAGAGGUAA